Messenger RNA from Capsella rubella, 595 nucleotides. Its product is annotated as protein RALF-like 9. The transcript has a single exon. NCBI's taxonomy places the organism in Eukaryota, Viridiplantae, Streptophyta, Magnoliopsida, Brassicales, Brassicaceae. The record is from RefSeq and is a predicted model, not a curated record. Bases 136 to 363 code for a protein of 75 amino acids.
AAAUAUUUAAGAUACAAUAAAUCAAAUAUAUAAAUAACAUAAAAGUGAACUCCUAAUUGGGGUUUACUUUUAUAAGUUAUUUAUAUAUUUGUUUGUUUUGGGAGAAGAAUAAAGAAAGAAGAAAACAAUAGUAAUAUGGGGAUGUCUAAAAGUGUCAAGUUCAUUCUAUCUCUUGUUCUCGUCGUGUUCUUGGCUCUUGCAGCCACCAAGACUGAAGCAAGCAAAUUCAUAGACUACGGCGAUCUUAAGCGUGGAGAUCAUUCUAGAAAUUGUGACAGAGCUCGUCCUGAAUCUUGCCAGAAGGAACAAGUUAAUCCUUACAGGAGAGGAUGCGAAAAGAGCCAACGUUGCCGUAGCGACUAAGCUCUCAAAGUCACAAUGAUGUGAAUGAACCAACAACACAAAGAGCAUAAAAUGCAACAUGCAUCAAAUUAGUUAUCUAAUAUACAUUCACAUGACACUCACAGACGACAUCCUCAUAUUCUUUUGUUUACUUUGUCCUCUAUGUUUUGUUUUUGGUUCUGUCAUUAAUAAUUGUAACCCUAUGGUGUUAUGAUUCAUCAUUUCUAUCAAAUAUAUCCAACAAAUUUUUAUA